GAGGCGCGGGCCGCGGGCCAUGCCACGGGCGGGACCCCCCGGCGGCGGGGGCGGCGGCCCACCACAGCGUCGCCGCGUGGCCCUCGGGGUCUCCGUCCUCCUCCUCGUCGACGUCAUCUGGGUGGCCUCGUCCGAACUCACCUCGUACGUGUUCAGUCAGUACAACAAGCCGUUCUUCAGCACCUUCGCCAAGACGUCCAUGUUCGUCCUCUACCUCGUGGGCUUCGCGGUGUGGAGGCCGUGGCGGAGGCAGUGUACGCGCCGAUCCCACGCCGGGCCCGGGGCUCUGCUUGCAGAUGCCGAGGGCUACUUUGCCACCUACGGCGGAGACACCGCGGCCAACGGCUCCCUGAGCGAACCCCUCUACGUCCCCGUCAGAUUUCACGACCUGCCCGGGGGAAAGCCCGACGCGGCCAAGAGCGACGCGGAAACGACCGCCAAAAAGUCCCGGGUGCGGUUCAGCAACAUCAUGGAAGUCCGACAGCUGCCCUGGAGCGCCGGGGCCGAAGCCGACCCCCAGCCCGCCGCCCCGCCGGACCCCCGCCAGCCAGGGGUCGCCCCCAAGGCCCCGGACAAGCUGUCGCCCUCACAGGUGGCCAAGAUCAGCUUCUUCUUCUGCUUCGUGUGGUUUCUGGCCAACCUUUCUUACCAAGAGGCCCUUUCCGACUCUCAGGUCGCCCUCGUUAACAUCUUGUCUUCCACUUCGGGCCUCUUUACCCUCCUCCUGGCCGCGAUCUUCCCCAGCAACGCCGGAGACAGGUUCACGCUCUCCAAACUGCUCGCCGUCCUCUUAAGCAUCGGCGGCGUCGUCCUGGUCGACCUGGCCGGCCCGGACUCCUCGCCGAAAAAGGACGCCCUCGGGUCGGCGUGGUCCCUGGCCGGGGCGGCCCUCUACGCCGUCUACAUCGUCAUGAUUAAGAGGAAGGUGGAGCGCGAAGACAGGCUGGACAUCGCCAUGUUCUUCGGAUUCGUCGGACUGUUUAACCUCCUCCUGCUGUGGCCCGGUUUCUUCGUCUUCCACUACGCCGGAUGGGAGGCCUUCGAGCUCCCCAGUAGGCUGGUGUGGUUCUACAUCUUCCUCAACGGGCUGGUCGGGACGGUCCUCUCCGAGUUCCUGUGGCUGUGGGGCUGCUUCCUCACGUCCUCGCUGAUCGGCACCCUGGCCAUCAGCCUCACCAUCCCCCUGUCCGUCAUCGCCGACAUGUGCGUCCGAAAGGUGCAGUUUUCCUGGCUGUUCCUGGCAGGGUCGGUGCCGGUUUUCCUCUCCUUCGUGACGGUCACCCUGUUGUGCCACUACAAUAACUGGGAUCCGGUGACGGUGGGCAUCCGAAGGGUCUUCGCCUUCAUCUGUCGGAAGCACCGGAUUCAGAGAUUCUCCGAAGACGGCGAGCACUGUCAGAGCCUCAUCCCUCUGCACGACACCCAGCCGGAAGAUGAGACCGGCUGCUCCUCGUGAUCCGCGCUCAGUACAGUGCCCCGCCCGCGUGACCCACGACCCGGAAGAAGCCACCGGCGAGGACGUCCCCGGGUCGUCUCCCACGCCGUCCCUCGGCCCGGCCCCGGACGGAGACCCCGACCCCCGGGAAGAGCCGACCUCCGGCGACCUCUCCGGGGAAAGGCCCCGGAUCUCAACUUGGGAUUCCCCGAAGCCCUCGACGGGACGUUGGUUUUCCCCUCCUGCCCCGCCUGCCGUCGAGGGGGCCGUCGCCGCCUCUGACCUCCGACCCCGGAGCGGGCCGCACCGCCGCCCGACGGGCCCGAGAUCCGUCCCGGCGUCGGCCCCCCCCGACCGUCCGCCAGCUGCCCGGAGCGGGAUCGGGAUCCGCCGCGCGCUCCGGGGCCGGGCCGGAGAGGGGGAGUCCACACGGUUGUCUUUCCUGGGGCCCGACGGGUCUUCCCGGAGCCGCCGAGGGUCCCGGCUGGCGAUGGCGGGAGUCGGAGCCGAAACGUCGCUCUCCGCGGUCUCUCUACGCCGGGGAGGGUUUUCCGGGACGGGAUCGACGGCGGGAUGGAGCCCCGGGGGAAUAAACGGCCAGAGAAACGUGA
Messenger RNA from Ornithorhynchus anatinus (platypus), 2046 nucleotides. RefSeq names its product solute carrier family 35 member F5 (gene SLC35F5). Gene Ontology annotation, cellular component: membrane. The record is from RefSeq and is a predicted model, not a curated record. Gene Ontology annotation, biological process: regulation of peptide transport. The transcript has 15 exons. NCBI's taxonomy places the organism in Eukaryota, Metazoa, Chordata, Mammalia, Monotremata, Ornithorhynchidae. The coding region runs from base 20 to 1456 and encodes 478 amino acids.